UAGCCACCGAAGUCACCGGAUACGCAGAGGAAGAGUCCGGUCGCUGCGUUUGGGAAAACAAACAAUUCAAAGUUAGUUUUUUUUUCUUUUUGCUUUCGUUUUUUUCUUCUUCUAAGAACUGGAGUCGGAGUUAAUAAGCGGCCGUCACGGACCCGAGUUGGACUUGUGGCAGAUUUAAGAUGACCUCGAUAAGCAAGGAUUAAAACCGUGGAUAUGAUGCGAAGAUGAAAGAGAAGAAAAAUAAACAAUAGCCGCAGAUGAGAGCCAGCUGGUAAUGGGGGCACUUCUGAAAGUCGUCCGCCGGACAGGAAUGGCUUGAUACCUCGCCGCAGAGUGGAGGAAGAAUAGCGUUGCGCUCGCAGUGCAUAUAGACGCGUGCACUCAUGUUUCUGUGGGAGAGAAGGAAAGUUUGCUGCGCUUGAUUCACCGAUUUGUACACUUUGUGAAACGCAACACUGCCCGCUUCUUCUACCGGUCGGCGAAACCCACCUCGGUCUAGGUGCUGCGCGUCUCUUACAAUGUCUAAACCGGUGCUGAAGAAAAACCACUGGACGUCUAAAGUUAACGUUUGCGCCGUCUGCAAAGACGCUCACGGUGGUUUGAACGUGCCGCUGCUCGGCGGCGCGGAGAGCGGACAGUUCGCCUACGUCGGACAGGUUAACGAGGACGGCGUGGUUUACAAGACGGGGAAAUUAACCGAGGGGGACUUGCUGUUAGAGGUGGAGAACCUUUCCAUAUCUGGAUUGCCCCUGUAUGACGUGCAGACGGUGAUAAGGAAUUGCAGAGGUCCCGUAAGACUGAAAACUGUCAGACAAGGAAAUAAGCUAAAUAAGGAUCUGAAACACUACCUGAGCCAGCGCUUCCAAAAAUCGUCUCCUGACCAUGAACUGCAGCAGACCAUUCGAGACAACCUCUACCGCCAUGCCGUGCCUUGUACAACUCGCCCCCCACGAGAAGGAGAAGUCCCCGGCGUAGAUUACAACUUCCUGUCAGUGGAGGACUUCCUCGAGUUGGAGAAGAGUGGAACCCUUUUGGAGAUAGGAACAUAUGAAGGUAACUAUUAUGGGACGCCCAAGCCGCCGGUGCAGCCCCCCAGUGGGAAAGUGAUUAGCAGUAGCGGUAGCGGCGGUGAUGCCCCACUGUCAGACGGGAUCAGCGGCAGCCUGCCCGGCUCACAGAACUCCACUCCUCGACGCUCCAAGUCCUACAAUGACAUGCACAAUGCUGGAAUAGGGCCUGGAGAGCAGCUGGAGGAGGACGAGGACCUCCCUGAGAUGAACAGUAGCUUUACAGGAGACUCUAGUGAACCAGACGAGCUUCAUCACUCGGUGCGCCCUUUUGCCCCCCGACAAGGCGCCCCAUCCUACACUGGGACCAGCCCCUCACCACUGGCCACCACGGAGAGCACACAGCAAACACACCCUCACCUGAGCCAUCCUCCCCCAGAGGACCCGCUGGGACCUCUGCCCGAGAACUGGGAGAUGGCCUACACCGAGAACGGAGAGGUCUACUUUAUAGACCACAAUACAAAAACCACCUCCUGGAUAGACCCUCGGUGCCUCGACAAACCUCAGAAACCCCUGGAAGAAUGUGAAGAUGAUGAAGGGGUACAUACAGAGGAGCUUGACAAUGACCUAGAACUGCCUACAGGAUGGGAGAAAAUAGAUGAUCCAGUGUAUGGGGUCUACUACGUUGAUCAUAUCAACAGGAAGACCCAGUAUGAGAAUCCGGUGCUUGAGGCUAAGCGGCGCAGGCAGCUGGAGCAGCUGCAGCCUCAGAGCCAGCAGCCACCUGAAGGUGAGCGCUACAUCCGAGAAUGGAUUGAGGACUCCACUUUGGCUGGGGCCCCCCUGGCCAGUUAUGCUGCCAAUCAUCAAGAGACCUACAGAGAGCCUCAGUCAGCCCCGUCAGCAUCCAAUGCCAUGGGACAAAAACGAGGGAAGCCGUUCUUCACGCGGAACCCAGCUGAGCUGAAGGGGACCUUCAUCAACACCAAGCUCAAGAAAAGUCGCCGGGGGUUCGGUUUCACUGUGGUAGGGGGCGAUGAGCCAGAUGAAUUCCUGCAGAUCAAGAGCCUGGUCUUGGAUGGACCCGCUGCCCUUGAUGGAAAAAUGGAAACAGGUGACGUGAUUGUGAGUGUCAAUGACAUGUGCGUGCUGGGCUACACCCAUGCCCAGGUGGUGAAGAUCUUCCAGUCCAUUCAGAUUGGCUCGAUGGUCAACCUGGAGUUGUGCCGCGGCUACCCACUGCCCUUCGACCCGGAUGACCCCAACACCAGCCUGGUGACUUCAGUGGCUAUCCUGGACAACAAGGAUCCCAUCAUUGUUAAUGGCCAGGAGGGCUCCAGCAGCUAUGAAUCCCCUUCCAGCCAUGGCAGCCAGAACAACAACAACGGUGCAGCCAACGGCGCGGUGCCUCAAAAUGGCCUCCCCCGGCCACACAGCCCUUCUGCCGAGGUGGCCUCUGACACCUCCUCCCAGCAUGGCUACCCCAGCGAUGUCGUCACAUUAGCCUCAUCCAUUGCCACCCAGCCAGAGCUUAUCACCGUACACAUGGAGAAGGGGGACAAGGGCUUCGGCUUUACUAUCGCCGACAGCCCCGGGGGUGGAGGGCAGAGGGUUAAGCAGAUUGUGGACUACCCCCGCUGCCGUGGCCUUAAAGAGGGUGACAUUAUUGUAGAGGUGAACAAGAGGAAUGUGCAGACCAUGUCCCACAACCAGGUGGUGGACCUUCUCAGCAAGUGUCCCAAAGGCAGCGAGGUCACCAUGCUGGUACAGAGAGGGGUGGCACCUGCAAAAAAGAGCCCAAAACUGCAGUUAUCAAGAAAAGACAGUCAGAACAGCUCCCAACACAGUGUCGCCAGCCACCGGAGCACCCACACCGACUCACCUGUGCACCCAUCCCUGGCUGCGCCCCUCAGCGAGAGCGCUGCUCCCCCUGCUCCAUCCCAACCACUGCCUGGCCUGCCCCCCCAAGACUCCCCCGCAGACGGGACCAUCCAGAGGAAACCAGACCCCUUCAAGAUCUGGGCCCAAUCCAGGAGCAUGUAUGAAAGUAGGCUUCCGGACUUCCAGGAGCAGGACAUUUUCCUGUGGAGGAAAGACACAGGCUUUGGCUUCAGGAUCCUUGGAGGCAACGAACCCGGAGAGCCGAUCUACAUUGGCCACAUAGUGAAGUACGGUGCGGCAGAUGAAGAUGGACGUUUGCGGUCUGGUGAUGAGCUGAUCUGUGUUGAUGGCACGGCUGUAGUUGGAAAGUCUCAUCAGUUGGUGGUGCAGCUGAUGCAGCAGGCCGCCAAGCAGGGCCAUGUCAACCUCACUGUCCGACGCAAGACCAGCUACUCCGUCAAAGCGGAGGGUGAUGUGCCCCCAUCGCCAGCCUCCUCCCACCACAGCAGCACCCAGGCACCCAGCCUGACGGAGGAGAUAGGGAAGCGCACUCCGCAGGGCAGCCAGAAUUCCCUCAACACAGUCAGCUCCGGAAGUGGCUCCACCUCUGGCAUUGGCAGCGGCGGGGGCGCAGGGGGCAGUGGCAGCGCAGUGACUGUGGCAGCAGCAGCAGCGCCCACCUCCUCCCAGCCCCCCAUCAUCUCCACUACCUCGUCCUCCACCCUACAGCCCUACGACGUGGAGAUCCGGCGCGGGGAGAACGAGGGAUUCGGGUUCGUCAUCGUUUCAUCUGUGUCACGGCCCGAGGCAGGCACCACCUUCGCUGGCAAUGCGUGUGUGGCCAUGCCCCACAAAAUAGGGCGCAUCAUUGAGGGGAGCCCAGCAGACCGCUGCGGGAAGCUGAAAGUUGGAGACAGGAUCCUGGCCGUUAACAGUUGCUCCAUCACCAACAAGUCCCACUCCGACAUAGUCAAUCUCAUCAAGGAGGCUGGCAACACGGUCACACUACGCAUCAUUCCUGGAGACGAGUCAUCGAACGCAUCACUACUGACCAAUGCGGAGAAGAUUGCCACCAUCACAACCACUCACACACCCCAGCAACAGGCCGCACCUGAGCCCAGAACCAACACCAAACCAAAACAGGAGACAUUUGAGUUCAAGGCCCCGCAGGGCCCUCCUCCUCAGCCCCCGACACAACAAGUCCCUGCCCAGGAUGCUGAAUUCUACUCUGUGGACCUGGAGCGGGACAGCAAGGGCUUUGGCUUCAGCCUGCGAGGAGGCAGAGAGUAUAAUAUGGACCUGUACGUGCUGAGGCUAGCAGAGGAUGGAGCGGCUGUACGCAACGGCAAGAUGAGGGUUGGCGACGAGAUCCUGGAGAUCAACGGCGAGAGCACCAAGGGCAUGAAGCACGCCCGUGCCAUCGAGCUCAUCAAAAGCGGAGGCCGCCGCGCCCAUCUGGUGCUCAAGAGGGGUGACGGCUCAGUGCCUGAAUAUGACGGCAGCGUCGACAGUGACGGCACAGCCAACCCAGCCGCAGGGUUACAAAACGCUUCGGAAGUGAACACCCUGCGCCCCACCAAUGCACCAUCGGAGUCAAGCUACCCACCAGAAACCCACCAACCAUCCCGGAGCAAGAAGGAAACUAGCCGCCACUUGACCGGUGCCGGCAGACACCACCAUUCCACCCAACCCCACCGUUCCCCUGAUAAGAAAACCAGCACAGGCAAACGCAAGGGGGGCAAGUCCACUGGGAAGGAGAUAUCCAAGCAGUCCAAGAAGAAAGACAAGGGAAAGAGUGGCUCCAAAGAGGGCCACCAUCACCAUUCCAGCGGCGGGCACCACCGCAGCGGGCGUCACCAUUCGCAGGACAAGGGGCGCAGUCGUGCGCGGAGUGCUGAAAACACCCUGGAUAGCCGUCACGGAGGGCGCAGGCAUGGGCGCUCCCCCGACAGACACCACACCCACCACUCCCCCUCUCACCGCCGCCACCACUCGCCUCAUCGCCACCGCUCACCUCAACGCCACCGCUCGCCUCAUCGUCACAAGUCACCCCACAGAAACCGCUACCAGUCCCCUAACCGACGCCAUGCCCACUCCUCAGAUCCAUACCACCGGCACGUGUCCCCAAAUAGACAUGGGGGCCAAAGUAAUGAGAAGCCAACUGGGGUUGAGGCUGUAUUGAAGGAGCCCUACAGGGAUCCUGAACCGAGCCCCCCUCCUGAGGACAGCGUCCUCAGGGAACCCCCAGCCCUGGACCGUCUGAACAGGGAAGCCACGCUACCGCUCCCAUACAGGAGGGACAACCUGCUGAUGAGGGCCUCUUCCAUGGAGAGGGCCUACAGGGGAGGUAGCCUGCUGGCGGAGGCAGCAUCCCAUGGCCAGAGAAGGCCCUAUGUAGAGACCACCUUGCCCAGGGUGCAUACUCCUGUCUCAGACUCAUCCUACAAGAGGUACAGCUCUCUGCUGAGGGGCCGCUCACCUGAGAGGAUGGAGAGGGAAGAGCGUUACACCAGCCGAGGGCCCUCCCCUGAGCCACAGUACCGAGCCCGCAGUCUGGGACGAGACAUCUCCCCGAUCAGAAGAUUCAGACAAGACCAGGAAGGGGAGGAAGAUGAAGAUUACGAGGAUGAUUUGGUUGCAGCCAAAGUGAGAGAGUACUACAGCACGCUCAAGUCCAACGCCAGCCGCUCCUCGAAGCCUGUUGUCCCUGAGCCCAAGAAGACGUACAAGGAGAGCCCCAGAGACCUCAGUAUCUGAUCGCAUGGGAGUUGUCUAAUCACAUCCACCGCCCACAAAGCAACACAAGCUCCCAUUACCACUUGGUUCGUGACAUAUGAAAGUGUACCCAAAUUCCCCCACUACACACACACACACACUGGCACACACAAGAGCCUACACAGCUGUAGAAGAAAUUUAAGUUAUUGAUUGUGACAUUGUUGCGUUACUAAUCAAUGAUUCCAAGACAAUUUUUACAACAUUUUUUUUUCCUUUUAUUUUUAAAUGUGUUUGUUCUUUUUCUUUUUGGGGGGAGGGUUUUUUUUUGUUCAAGCAUUCUACACUUACACUAUCUCCAACUUUUACAGAAAAUGUAAAACCAUAAAAAAACAAUGAUGUGCCUAACAGUUUCAUUAUUUCAUUAUUUUUAUUUUUUUGGGGGGGGGUGUUUUAUUGAGUCUUUUUGCUUUGAUAUGCGACGGUCAUUUUCUGCCGCACCGUCAAAUGAUGAAAUGUAUGUAUACUUUUCCACAGACAGCCCAUGGACAUACCGCACACACGGGCCGCCGUGACCGGUGCUCACAAUGAUGCUGUGCAUGUCUUUAACGGUUUCAAUGUCUCUCUCUGUCUUCUCUCUUUCUCUUCUUUGUCUCUCUCUCGCUCUCUCUCUCUCUCUCUUUCUCUCUCUUUCCCCCAGUGCCACUGUUUUUUAGACAUUUGACCAGAUUAUAGCACAAGCCUGCAUUUGUUUGUAUAUUUUUGACAGUUUGCAGUAUGUGUACAUUCAGAGGUGAUCAUUUUAAAAAUGAAUGAAGGGAAAAUUAAGAAGUUAAACUAUGAUGAUGAUGUUAAAAUUAAAAUAAUAUA
Messenger RNA from Lampris incognitus (smalleye Pacific opah), 6470 nucleotides. RefSeq names its product membrane associated guanylate kinase, WW and PDZ domain containing 1b (gene magi1b). The record is from RefSeq and is a predicted model, not a curated record. Gene Ontology annotation, biological process: signal transduction. The transcript has 23 exons. Gene Ontology annotation, molecular function: protein binding. The coding region runs from base 519 to 5645 and encodes 1708 amino acids. Lineage: Eukaryota; Metazoa; Chordata; Actinopteri; Lampriformes; Lampridae. Gene Ontology annotation, cellular component: cytoplasm.